Molecule: messenger RNA, 1887 nt
Organism: Arabidopsis lyrata subsp. lyrata
Lineage: Eukaryota; Viridiplantae; Streptophyta; Magnoliopsida; Brassicales; Brassicaceae
Product: FBD-associated F-box protein At3g52670
Exons: 4
Coding region: 70-1404 (444 amino acids)
Molecular function (GO): protein binding
Source: RefSeq, a predicted model, not a curated record
UCUGCAACCUUGACCGCCGUCUCAUCUCACAGUUGGUGAUCUUCACAGUUGCUGUCUCUAUUAACAACAAUGGAACAACGUUCGAGAAAUCUAGGUUUUGUGAAGGCGGAUAUGAUGAAUCAGUUGCCUGAAGCUUUGAUACUGCGGAUACUGUCUUUUCUUCCAACAAAAACUGUCAUAACCACUAGUGUUUUGUCUAAACAAUGGCGGUCUCUUUGGAAGUUGGUCCCAAAUCUCGAGUUUGAUUCUGAGGAUUACGAAAGUGAACACCAUACAUUUUCAGAGAAUGUUUGCAAGGUUUUCCUUUCACAUAAAGCUCCGGUUCUAGAAAGUUUGCAUCUCAAAUUUAGAUCACAUGAAGUUAGUCCUGUAGAUAUUGGACUUUGGGUUGGAAUUGCGUUUGCUCAACAUUUGCGUGAAUUGGUACUCCAUUGUCUUCCUCAGCAAGAAAGAUUCACAUUUCCUAGUAGCUUGUGUACUUGUAACACACUUGAGACUUUGAAACUCAAGUCUUUUCUUGUUGAUAUACCUUCUCUGGUUCUUAUGAAGUCUCUUAGAACUCUGCAUCUUGAAUUUUUGGAGUUCACGGAUGAUGAAUCUAUUUGCAACCUUUUAUCUGGAUGCCCUAUUCUUGAAGAUUUGGUUAUGGAUCGAACUGGCACUUAUGAUGAUGUUGUGACUUUCACUAAUUCGGUGCCGUCUUUACAAAGACUAUGGAUUCGUGAAAACAGUCAUGGAGAAGGGACUAGAGGAUACAUGAUAAACGUUCCUUCUUUGAAUUUCUUGGAAAUUGAAGGGUUAAAAGGUUUUGACUUAUGUCUCAAUGCACCGGAGCUGGUUGAGGCAUAUUUAUUUGAUGGUUCUUAUAUAAUCACAGAGAAGUUUCUUGGUUCUUUAAAGGCAGCCAAACAUCUUUCCUUGGAUCUAUCACCACCCUUGGAGAUUACAUAUCCUAUUGGAAGUAUCUUCUAUCAGCUGGUAUCUCUAGAGAUUGGUACAGGUAAAGCAGAGUGGUGGAAUCUACUUACGGUCAUGCUUGAUAACUCUCCUAAACUACAAGUACUCAAGCUCAUUGAUGAAUAUCUAAAUUUUAAUAAAAUUUAUGGUUUGGUCUGCGGCAAAUGGAAUGAGCCAAAGUGCGUUCCUAAAUGUUUGUUGUCUCACCUCGAGACAUUUGCGUGGACAAGAUACAGUUGGGAAAGAGAAGAAGAGAAAGAAGUGGCUACAUACAUUCUAAAGAACGCAAGACUGUUGAAGAAGGCAACUUUCUCCACAAAUCCCAUUGAAUCGAAAGAGCUCAACAAGUUAGAAAAAAGACGUAUGAUGCUCAAUGAAUUGGAUGGUGUGGUCAGAGCUUCAAAUUCUUGUCACCUUGUGUUCGAGUUUGAUUCAUCUUAUAUGUAACCGGUUAGAGGGAUUUACAUUGGGUUUGGAUCUCCAAGAUGGUUCUACUUCUAGCUCCUUUUCUCCUCUGUUUCAAAACAGAGUCCGCCUAACGACCUUGGCACGUGAGCCUGCACGUGGGACUAUUUAAGUCACAAUCUGAGAGCCUCUAUCUGUACCAUAGUCCAAUAGAAAAGAUGAAGAAACAAGUGUAUCAAACACUCUUGGCUUGUGCUACUCUAGAAGUCUGAACCCUUCUUCUUCGGCUCCUUCAAUCAGUCUUCAAGCUUCGUUUUGAAUAGUGAAUCCAAUUGAUUUCAAGUGAAUCAUUAACUAACACAGAUUAGUAUAAGCCAACCAAAUCAUUCUCUAAUAGAUUAUCAACAUUUUGCUGCAUCUCACACUAUUGGAUCAUUGGCUCUGAACAGAAGAAUUAUAAUAAACAAUUAAGCAUAUAUAGAAAUUGGCCUCUUAUUAAAUUGGUCUGUAACAUAUUUUUGAGCU